GUUGGCAAUUUCUCCACCUAUAUAUAUAUCUGACUUUCUGAUUGAAAACUUUAAGCGUGUUUUUAGUAAUCUUUUCUUUGGUAAGAUGUUAGAUUAUUAUGUAAUGUUUCAUCAGGACGCAAGAGAGAUGCCAAAUCCAUUCCCAAAACUUCCCCACUUCAACAACUUCACAAUCUCCAAGUGCAACAACUUCACAAUCUCCUCGUUUGUUUAAAGAGCAAUGCCAGACAUCCUUGAUUCUCAUCCACGGAAAAAAAGAUUCAACAUUUCCCGCGGAAAGAACCAGUGGAGCAUUCUGAGUAUCGAUAUCUAAGAUGAUCAAGCAAUCACCAGUUUCGAUUUCUGCAGCAAUCUUGUUUGCAGUUGCUAUUUUCAUGGCAACAUCUGCAGAAGCUGUUGAUCCUCCACCAGAAGUACCGGUUUUCGAGCUUUAUAUGCACGAUAUACUCGGUGGGAGCAGCCCUACAGCCAGACCCAUCACAGGUUUGCUCGGGAAUAUCUACAAUGGUCAGGUACCCUUUGCUAAGCAGAUAGGAUUUGUCCCGCCCAAAAACGGCAUAGCCAUCCCCAAUGCAAAUGGUGCACUUCCGACGGUUAAUGGCCUCAAUGGUGUGCCCUUGGGAACUGGAUUGUCUGGUACAACCUUUACUGGGAACUCUGGUCAGAACCCGAAUGGGAUUCAGACACAACUGGGUCCUGAUGGUCUUAGCCUUGGGUUCGGCACGAUCACUGUGAUCGAUGAUAUAGUAACAUCUGGUCCUGACUUGGGUUCUCAGCCGCUCGGUAAGGCUCAGGGAGUUUAUGUUGCCAGCUCUGCAGAUGGAUCCACCCAGAUGAUGGCUUUCACAGCUAUGUUUGAAGGUGGGGAGUACAAUGACAACCUCAACUUCUAUGGAGUUUACAGGAUUGGAAGUGCCAUGUCACAUCUCUCUGUGACUGGCGGGACAGGCAGAUUCAAGAAUGCUUGUGGGUUUGCUGAGAUUCGACCAUUGAUCCCGCCUGGUCAGCACGUUACAGAUGGAGCAGAAUCGCUGCUUAGGAUCAUCGUCCAUCUGAAAUACUGAAAAACAAAUUUGUAUUCUAUAAAGAUGUUAACUUUGUGAAUGUGUGUGAAUGACAAAGUUACCUUCUUGUUAAUGCCACUGCAACUGGUUGGUGAAAGCAUUCCACUUGAUUGGCUCCGUUUUUGGUUCCGUGCCCUGUAGAUAAAAAGAGAACUCGUGUUUUCGAAUAGGUAAGAAAUCCGGUUUGCCUGUACCUGUCAA
Tarenaya hassleriana is the source of this 1265-nucleotide messenger RNA. RefSeq names its product dirigent protein 16. Bases 315 to 1064 code for a protein of 249 amino acids. The record is from RefSeq and is a predicted model, not a curated record. NCBI's taxonomy places the organism in Eukaryota, Viridiplantae, Streptophyta, Magnoliopsida, Brassicales, Cleomaceae. The transcript has a single exon.